Molecule: messenger RNA, 3391 nt
Organism: Balaenoptera acutorostrata (minke whale)
Lineage: Eukaryota; Metazoa; Chordata; Mammalia; Artiodactyla; Balaenopteridae
Gene: LRRC4
Product: leucine rich repeat containing 4
Exons: 3
Coding region: 907-2763 (618 amino acids)
Biological process (GO): excitatory synapse assembly; postsynaptic density protein 95 clustering; synaptic membrane adhesion
Cellular component (GO): glutamatergic synapse; postsynaptic density membrane; plasma membrane
Molecular function (GO): protein binding
Source: RefSeq, a predicted model, not a curated record
UCCCGGAAGGGGCCUGCGGUGCGGGGCGACCCGGCCGCCGCGCGCUCCUCUGGCCGGCGGACCAGGUCCCGGCGCUGCCUCCACGCCGCUGCCCCUCGGGGGGCUGGACGGAUUACUGCUCUCAGCACCAGCAGCCGGCGGACUGGGAAACUGAGCCCAGUUCUGGUCUUUUUAACCCUUAAGAGAAGAGACGAGGAGAGAAGGGGGUGUGUGUCGGAGGGCGGGGGGUGGGGGGCGAAGGACCGGCGAACACCUCCUCUUAACUCUCGCAGCACCGCGAGCGAACGACUGCAUCAGCUGCCUCGGGCCGGGAGCGGCCGACACAAGGAGAGGGGGCAGCGCGGCGGCAGCUUCGGCAGCGAGCGCGGCCUGGGAGGCUGCGAGGCGCCCCCUCACUCCCCGCCGGGUGGCAGCCCCGGAGCGGGCGGGGGGCGCCGGAGGCACACUCCGGCAAUGAAGCCGCUUCCCCCUCGGCUGGUGCGAGCCGGGGCCAGGGUCCAAGGACAAAGCCGGGAAGCGCUGGUGGCGCCCCGCCUCGGGCUGAGGGGGGGGCAUGCACCUGCAUAGCCCGCCGGGCUUCGGCUCUCCCGGCGCGCCUCAACUCCGCGGCUCCGCUAGCCGGCUCCGGAUUUACUAGAAGCCAUUUUGUCUCCCCCACCCCUCCCCUCCCCUCCCCUCUGCCCUCCCCGCCCCCUCUACUUCCCCCUUUUGUUAAUUAAAACUAAGAAGUGAGAAUGGGAACGAGGUGGCCAGCUCCGGCGGCAAACGCUUAAGGACACCGCGCCAGUUCUUCCCUUCCUUCCGAGAUGGAAAGAGGAGCUCCUAGCUCACUUAAGCCGGGGUAGGGCUGGUUCUCCUUUCCGAGCCAAAAUCCCAGGCGAUGGUGAAUUAUGAACGUGCCACACCAUGAAGCUCUUGUGGCAGGUAACUGUGCACCACACCUGGAAUGCCGUCCUGCUCCCCGUCGUCUACCUCACGGCGCAAGUGUGGAUUCUGUGUGCAGCCAUCGCUGCUGCCGCCUCCGCCGGGCCCCAGAACUGCCCGUCUGUCUGCUCGUGCAGUAACCAGUUCAGCAAGGUGGUGUGCACCCGCCGGGGCCUCUCCGAGGUCCCUCAGGGUAUUCCUUCCAACACCCGGUACCUCAACCUCAUGGAAAACAACAUCCAGAUGAUCCAGGCCGACACCUUCCGCCACCUCCACCACCUGGAGGUCCUGCAGCUGGGCAGGAACUCCAUCCGGCAGAUCGAGGUGGGGGCCUUCAACGGCCUGGCCAGCCUCAACACCCUGGAGCUGUUUGACAACUGGCUGACAGUCAUCCCGAGCGGGGCCUUUGAAUACCUGUCCAAGCUGCGGGAGCUCUGGCUGCGCAACAACCCCAUAGAAAGCAUCCCCUCUUAUGCCUUCAACCGGGUGCCCUCCCUCAUGCGCCUGGACUUGGGGGAGCUCAAGAAGCUAGAGUACAUCUCUGAGGGAGCUUUUGAGGGACUGUUCAACCUCAAGUACCUGAACUUGGGCAUGUGCAACAUUAAAGAUAUGCCCAACCUCACCCCCCUGGUGGGGCUGGAGGAGCUGGAGAUGUCAGGAAACCACUUCCCUGAGAUCAGGCCUGGCUCCUUCCAUGGCCUGAGCUCCCUCAAGAAGCUAUGGGUCAUGAACUCACAGGUCAGCCUGAUUGAGCGGAACGCUUUUGAUGGGCUGGCCUCCCUGGUGGAACUCAACUUGGCCCACAAUAACCUCUCUUCUUUGCCCCAUGACCUCUUCACCCCACUGAGGUACCUGGUGGAGUUGCACCUACACCACAAUCCUUGGAACUGUGAUUGUGACAUUCUGUGGCUAGCCUGGUGGCUUCGAGAGUACAUACCCACCAAUUCCACCUGCUGUGGCCGCUGUCAUGCUCCCUUGCACAUGCGAGGCCGCUACCUGGUGGAGGUGGACCAGGCCUCCUUCCAGUGCUCUGCCCCCUUCAUCAUGGAUGCACCUCGGGACCUCAAUAUCUCUGAGGGUCGGAUGGCAGAACUUAAGUGUCGGACUCCCCCCAUGUCCUCCGUGAAGUGGCUGCUGCCCAAUGGGACAGUGCUCAGCCACGCCUCCCGCCACCCACGGAUCUCUGUCCUCAACGACGGCACCUUGAACUUCUCCCAUGUGCUGCUCUCAGACACUGGGGUAUACACAUGCAUGGUGACCAACGUGGCGGGCAACUCCAAUGCCUCGGCCUACCUCAACGUGAGCACGGCCGAGCUCAACACCUCCAACUACAGCUUCUUCACCACUGUCACAGUGGAGACCACUGAGAUCUCGCCUGAGGAUACAACACGAAAGUACAAGCCCGUUCCUACUACGUCCACUGGUUACCAGCCGGCAUAUACCACCUCUACCACGGUGCUCAUUCAGACCACCCGUGUGCCCAAGCAGGUGGCGGUAACCGCGACAGACACCAAUGAUAAGAUGCAGACCAGCCUGGAUGAAGUCAUGAAGACCACCAAGAUCAUCAUUGGCUGCUUUGUGGCAGUGACUCUGCUAGCUGCUGCCAUGUUGAUUGUCUUCUAUAAACUUCGCAAGCGGCACCAGCAGAGGAGUACAGUCACAGCUGCCCGGACUGUUGAGAUUAUCCAGGUGGAUGAAGACAUCCCAGCGGCGGCAUCUGCAGCAGCAACAGCAGCUCCAUCCGGUGUAUCAGGGCUAUCGGGGAUAAAAAGGAACAGCAAAUCCAAACCACUGCCUAGAAGCCACUUUGCAGAAUUCAGGGAAAGACUGUUCUAUUGAAGUGAUUAUCUUCCCUGUUUGGGAGACCUGAGGGAAAGAAAAGGAUUUCUGCGUCCUUUGCCUUCCACUGAUGCAGCCCUGAAGAAACGAUGAUUUCAGUCGUCACUGUGGCUAGUGGGACAGUGAAAGCACAGCUCGCACUUAAUUGAGGCUUUUUAGCUCCUGUCACAGUGUGGCAACAGGGCACCAGAGCACCAGGAUUUGAACUGUGACGCCGGGUACAAAGCUUCAUUUGAAAAGCAAGAGAGAAGGGAGGAGAGGGAGGGAGAAAAUCAGGGACCUGACAGACAAGCUGCCUGAUUUUUUGCAGCCAAUGGGAGAUAUUAACCAGUCUCUUCAGGCUGGGCCCGUCUUCAAGGGCCAGGAAAACUGCUCCAGUGGGCUCAUUACUCACAGUUGAAGGACAGCAUGAGGCAUAAGCCCCCGGACGAGAAGCUUGCCCCAAAUCGUGAUUUCUGAUAAGGGUGCGACUGGUGAGGAAGUGGCAGUGGUGUGUUGAGGGACGGUGGGGACCAUCAACUCCCCAAACACAGCUCGCCAUCAAGCGCGCUGCCUGAUGGCGAUUCCGGGUGCUGUGACAACCAAGGCGGGGUGUGUGCGUGUGCGCACGCUCGCAUGUGCUCACACA